Penicillium roqueforti is the source of this 810-nucleotide messenger RNA. RefSeq lists its product as uncharacterized. The record is from RefSeq and is a predicted model, not a curated record. The coding region runs from base 1 to 810 and encodes 269 amino acids. Lineage: Eukaryota; Fungi; Ascomycota; Eurotiomycetes; Eurotiales; Aspergillaceae. The transcript is spliced from 3 exons.
AUGAUUCUGCCACUGCACACCGUGGACCCAGGGAAUCAUAAAUUCAGCGCGGUGACCACUGUUUUAAUCCUAGACAAAGAAAUCUACACUCUCUGGCGGGUGGUCAGUGAAGCAAAAGGAUUCGGCGCAUCAGCAAUUAUCUUGGUCAGAAUGUCAGAUAUUGAGAUCAUUCGCCAAAUUACUGACCUCAUUGGGGUCACAGAAAGUAUAAUGGUGGCAUUCGGCUCUAUCAAAGACCUCUCUAGCUUACCGGAGGCCUUUCAGGAAGCCAUGAGAUGGCUUCCUCUUGUUGAAAACACCUUGCGACAUGCCAAACGUGCGGCGGAGAAAUUGAACUCUACCGAAGAUGCCCGGGCACUGAAGACCGUCCUGCAUGAUUGCGACAAGAAAGCCGAUAAUAUACUGGAGAUUUUUGAGCAACUUGGUGAAAAGUCAAACGGAGAAUACAACUCGUCCGUGUACCGCUGUAUAGUUAUCAAGCAGGGAAAACAGCGUGUGGAGACUUUGAUGGACGGCAUUCUGGAGGACCUAGGAACCUUGGUUACUCACAAGGCGUUUCUAGGAGAAAUGCACAAUCAAAUCAACCUUUUGGCGAAGGCUCGCGAAUAUCUGGCGGGAAUUUGUCCCUCGCUGGCCGAUUCGGAUCUUGCCGAUCAGCCCAGGGCUGCCAACCAAUACGGCGAGAACAGUCGCCAGUACAACUUGUUCGGUGAAGGCACACAGAGAAUCGCUGAUGGCCACUAUUUCGAGGCGAAGGGGAAUCAAAAUUUUGGUAUACUUCCUUCCAAGGAGUCUGUGGAGACCAGAUAG